AUGGCAAGGACAAAAUAAACCGCUAGAAAAUAAACUGGUGCAAAGGCUCCAAGAAAGGCCCUUGCAAAUAAAGCUGCAAGAAAGACUGCUCCUGCUGAUGGUGGAGUUAAGAAACCUCACAGAUUCAGACCAGGCACUGUGGCACUCAGAGAAAUCAGAAAAUAUCAGAAGUCAACUGAAUUGCUUAUCAGAAAGUUGCCAUUCUAGAGACUUGUGAGAGAAAUUGCUUCAGAUUACAAAAGUGACUUGAGAUUCUAAUCCUCAGCUGUAGCUGCCAUUUAGGAAGCAGCCGAAGCAUACAUGGUCGGGCUAUUUGAAGAUACUAACUUGUGUGCCAUUCAUGCUGGAAGAGUCACAAUCAUGCCUAAGGACAUUCAACUUGCUAGAAGAAUCAGAGGGGAGAGAUCAUGA
Molecule: messenger RNA, 411 nt
Organism: Stylonychia lemnae
Lineage: Eukaryota; Ciliophora; Spirotrichea; Sporadotrichida; Oxytrichidae
Source: the annotation of a GenBank genome assembly